Messenger RNA from Vicia faba (fava bean), 906 nucleotides. Lineage: Eukaryota; Viridiplantae; Streptophyta; Magnoliopsida; Fabales; Fabaceae. The record is from the annotation of a GenBank genome assembly.
AUGGAGAGAAACUAUUUUGAGAUGAUGGAGAGAGACUUGAAAGUAAUAUGGUCGCCCUUGAGAGAUUCGAAGACGCACUCCCAUAAAUCAUCCGCUAAAUAUGAACAUGGUUCAACCAAUUUUCUUCUUGCCGCCAUUGUUACUGUUCUUCUUUUUGAAAGAUUGGAUAUCGAUGACGUUGCCGCAAUUGUUAUUGCUGGGGAUGGGGACUCCGCCGCCAUUGUUACUUGUUACUGCACCCUCAAGUUCGACGGUGCAUCCAGUGGAAAUCCUGGAAAAUCUGGUGCAGGAGUUGUACUGCAUUCUGGGAAUGAGGUCCAACGCUUCGGUCGAGGACUGAGCACUCAAAUAAAUAAUUCUGCUGAGUAUCAAGGUUUAAUUUUGGGAUUGAAAGAAGCCGGCGAUUCCAAGCUUGUCUGCGAGCAGUUUGUGGGUAAUUGGAAAGUCAACAACCCGAAUUUAAGGGACCUACCUAAUGAGGCUUUGUACUUGAAGGAUAACCUCAAGUCAGUCGGUGUUCAACAUGUUUCUAGGGGUUCUAACAAAGAAGCUGAUGCUCAAGCAAGUUGGGGCAAAAACCGUGAAGAUGAUUUUGACUCCAACACAUUUAGAAAUUGGUUCAUCAUGGAUCAAAACUCAUGGAUCAAAGGUACUAUUGUUUUCCUUAUGUAUAUACUUUUCCUCCGACACGAACCUGUCAAUGUUCCAAAUUCUAUUAUCUUAAGUAUUGUUGCAGUGGCAGGAGUAAAAUGGGUAAUCAGAGCAGACAAGGAUAGGAAGACCAAAUUCUGUUGUGUUCAGCCUAAUGGAUCUAUUGGUGCUAAAGUUCAGGUCAUAGAGAAGACAAAGGAUCACUUUUUCUGUGGAUUGGCACUGUCAAGUUAUCUUAGUAGUGUGUACAGAUAA